UAAAAUAUUAUUAAUUAAACAGAGUCAAAAUGUUUUUUUUAAUGUCUCUAUAAUGUAAAGCGUCUUUUUCAUGCCAACGUCCUGAUAUACCAUAAGGUAGAUCCUCCGCACCGGCAGAAUUUUUGUAGCGGUUGUUGUUGUAGAUUGUUGCAGCGGAAAGUUGCAUCCGUCAUUGAAAAUGAAGCGACAUGAUGAAAAUCCAUUAACUGAUCCUGUAUCUCAUAAAUGUUGGUUGUAAAUGAAGUUGAUUUGAAAACAAGUGAUAUUUAUGAUCUGUGGUUUUUCGUUCACAAUGCUAAAUGAUCCGACAACAAAUGCGACGCUGUAUGUUAAGCGCUUCAUCAACCUAACAACGUAGGAGAAAAUCGAUCGCGAUGAAACGGUAGCCAAUGCUUCAAAUGCAACGGAAAUGGCAGUUCGAACACUAUUUGUUUCCUUCGACAAUCAAAGUUGUCUUUUGGGAUACCCGUUACAGUUUUUUUUAAGCAGAAUUUUCCUCCUAUUAAAAUAAAGGAUUUCUUCCCAUUUCAUCAUACAAAUUCGCCACCAAGCUUGUCUUCCAUUCAACAUUUUGUACCGUAAGCGUUACUCGAUAUACGCGGUAGUACACUUUAGUAUAAAAACUUUUGUUCUCUUAUUAUGGCAGGUAUUCUAUUUCUCAUCCGAUUUUUCCAACCAAUGCUAUCAUCUUCGACCUGGUUGCCUUCCUUGUAGGGGAAAUCAUCAAGCGUAUGAUGUAGAAUACACGACUUGUCGGCGUAUCCGCAGACUUCUCGUUACGUCCACGUUCUCACCUGUGCUCUUUGCAACGCAACGCUACAAAGUUGUUGCAAGUUGAGUAGUAAAGACAGUAUACAUCUAGGUUCAACUCAGGAGUCUAAACGCUUCGAAUUUUACGUUUUACUACGUUCAGGCAUUGGUUGAGAUAACUGGCCCCAUCUAGCAAUGAAGCAAUGUGUCCAAUGGCACGAAUCGUCAGGUUCGUUGGACAAGAUACUUUAUUGGUUUGGCUUUCAAUCGAACCUAAUCUAGUUGGUUCGAGGUGUUUUCAAUUCGAAAACGUCGACGUCAAUAACGCCGAUUACGCAGCACUGCCUAAUUACCUCUCCCUUUUUUCCGUUUCUCUUCAUCCCAACAUGGACUGUCUGCGCCUAUGUCUUCGCCAGCCGCAAGAUACUCUUUCCCAUCAGCUGAUCGGGCCGCCAGCGGCGGCCGCGUUGAUCUGCGUUACUUUGCCGCCAGUCGUAUUUGGCUUCAACUCUAUGCUCGUGGUUGUGGCGCUGCGAUCAGUGCGUUGUGGGAGUUGUUUUUUUUUCGCGCCUGGGAGCGGGCUCUCUGCUCUACGUUCAGCAGCCGCCGUGGAAGAAUGCUUGAUACCUUCUAGAACUAGACAGCCGUAACAGCAGCAGCAGCAGCAGCAGCAAAUCAAUGAGUGACAAGCUACAGGCACAGUGUGAGGAUUUAGCCGUGGGCGAAUAAUAUAACGCCGGUCGUAUGUGUUUGUGCGUCACUGUAUCUGACUGCCGCCAUCGGUGUUGACGACCCUCUCUCUUGUCUCUCUAUCCGAUGCGCUGAUGUUAUAGUGUGGCCUCAGUUGUGCGCAAGUGGCUGGAAAACGACCGUGAACAGGGUAGUGGACUGUGACUGUGGCGAAGGACAACGCCACUGCUGUUGAGGGGCGACAAAACAUUUUCAAAGCAGUUUCCGACUCAGUCUUGUCAGCCAACCAGGCCAGCGCGGGUUUGCAGCUGCGUCCAUUGACUCACUGCGUUGGCCCGUGUAUUUGAUCGUACACACAAACAGCGACGGUCUGAUAUCUGUGUGGUGUAUCUGGCCGUAGAAGUGACGAAGAUCUCUACUGCUUUCGGCUGAGUGGUGAGUUUGUAUACGACUGCUGGAAUGAUUACUACUGCUACGACGACCGAUAGAAACAAAUCCCAUUGCAGUAGACUGGACGACGUCUGACGGGAUGUUGCCGUUGUUUCCGUGGUGUCACUGUUGCUGGUGUUAGUAUAUGAUUGCAACGGUAAUGUGUGCGUGUGUACGACAGGAAGUCGACGAACAGAAAAUCGCAUUGGAUAAGAGGGCCGUGAAAUUUCGAAAGAACAACAGCAAUUAUUGUUAGAGACUGCGGCAAGGAAACGAAACGCAUCCUUUUUCUGACUAAUUUAUCUUCUGGCGGAUAUUUAAUCAGUCGAAAAAUUCGCUUCCAUAUAGCAGCGCAAAAUGGCCGCGGUGUAUCUGGUUGCCAUCUUUUGGACGUUGGGAGGUGCCAUUAUCACGUUUAUGUUAGCAGCCUUCAUCUGGGUAGGGCUUCUCGUGGUACUCAGAGACACAACUAAGAAAGAAGAUAAAAAAUCAAUGCUGACGUUGGCACUUGGCAGUGAGGAAAUUUGCAGUCGUGUGGCCACAUGUAUCACUCCAUGUCCCCGUCUUAAUACCCAUGUAUCCACCUGCCCUGUCGAGGAUAUACUCAGGUAUAUCACAAACGGGAAUAGGAUAAUUCUGUUCAUCGUGAGGAAAGAGACAUCAGGCGAAGUUGAAAAGUUGAUACAAUACAUUCAGACUCAGGUGGACCUACUAUAUGCUAGUAAGCCAGUCCAGAAUAGGCAGCUUUAUUACUCUCUGAGAUACGCUGUUUUCGGUAUCGGUGACACUUCGGAGGCUCGCGACGAUUUCAACCGUCUUGCGAUGAAGAUCGAUAUCAACCUGAGACUUCUUGGUGCCACUCGCGUCGUUCCGCUAAGGCUGUAUGACUCGACAACCAGCCCCGUUACGGUCGAAGAAGAGUUCAACGAGUGGUUUUUGGACCUUGCCCCGGAAGCUGAAAUCUCUGGAACUCAUUCGGAAAUUGCGGCUGUAGGCUGUGAUAAAGUAAAACCAAAAGGAAUUCUCUCCAAAAAAGAAGAACAUCACGCGAGCGAUGAUGAAGAAGACGAAGGAUUCGAGUUCGAACCUUCAAUAGACGGCUCUCAAGCGCCUGUAAGAAAAAUGAAGGCACCAAUACCCAUCCUCAGGAACCCAAAUCCAAGACCCCCCACACCUGAAAAGGACGCGAAGGAAAAGAGUAGUCCUAGCCCGGAUAAGCAUGUUCCUGACAGUCCACCUCCAACCGGGAAGGAGGCUUCCGAUAAGGAAAGUCACACCGCUCCGACUAGCCCAGAUGUCAGUACCAGUCCAACGAGCAAUCUAAGCCCUCGAAGCCGCCCUAGCGAUUCUCAAUCCGACAAAGGUUCAAGCUUCGUCAGCCCUAAGGCUAAUAAGGGUGAAAGCCGUAGCCCUCAGAGCAGCCCCAAAAGUAGCCCCAAGAUCAAAAGCAAAGCCAGCCCGAAAAGUACCAACAAAAGCAAGCCCAGGAAUCAAGCUAGCCCUCAAAGUAGUCCUAAGGGUCCUAAAAGUAAGAGUGACACCAGCUCGAGAGCGGGCGGAAAACUCCAUGGAAGUGGGGUGGUGGCCGAUGAACCUUUUAAUUCUGACGAUGACUGGGAAGUUAUGGAAGUUCCGACUGAUAUGUAACUUUAAUAUAUAUUAUACAUAUAUAUAUAUAUAUAUAUAUAUAUAUAUAUAUAUAUAUAUAUAUAUAUAU
Varroa destructor (honeybee mite) is the source of this 3586-nucleotide messenger RNA. RefSeq lists its product as uncharacterized. Lineage: Eukaryota; Metazoa; Arthropoda; Arachnida; Mesostigmata; Varroidae. The record is from RefSeq and is a predicted model, not a curated record. Gene Ontology annotation, molecular function: FMN binding.